UAUAUAUACCCCUAGACGGAAGUAGGUCUGCCCCUAGUUGCCGAGGUAUCUCUUCUGGCUUGCCCCCCUUCACAGCUGGCCGCAGCUGGCAGAGAAGGCCCAGAUUAAGGAGAAGGGGACAGUGUUCACAAAUCUGGGCAGGAGCUGAGGCGCUGAUCAUCUAACCACACCUGGUUCCUAGUGUACAGAAUAUGAGGGGCCACCCCUCUGUGCUGGUGCUAUACCUGGGAUUGACCACCUGCCUGGACACCUCAGCCAGUGUGGAGCAAGACCAAGAAGUCUUCCUGGACUCUCCAGAAGCUCAGAGCUUCCUAGGCAGCCGUCGCCGGAUUCCACGAGCCAAUCACUGGGACCUGGAGCUGUUCACUCCAGGGAACCUGGAAAGGGAGUGUCAGGAGGAGAAGUGUUCCUGGGAAGAGGCUCGGGAGUACUUUGAGGACAAUACUCAGACGGAGCGCUUUUGGGAGAACUACAUCUACAAUGGCAAAGGAGGGCGUGGACGAGUGGACGUAGCAGGCCUGGCUGUGGGGCUGACAUCAGGCAUCCUACUGAUUGUCCUGGCUGGUCUGGGAGCCUUUUGGUAUCUGCAUUACCGGCGGGGCCGGGGCCAGCAGCCCUGUCCUCAAGAGGCCGAGCUAAUCAGCCCCCUGAGUCCCCUGAGCUCGCCGGGCCUGCCGACGCCCCUACCUCCACCCCUACCCCCAGGUCUCCCCACCUACGAGCAGGCCCUGGCGGCCUCUGGGGUGCACGACGCACCUCCGCCCCCCUACACCAGCCUCAGGAGGACCUGCUGAAGAGCUGCUUCGGAGCCGGGGUUCUCCGAACUGUGCCCCAGAUUCGCACCGGAUUCCGGAAACCCCCAGGCGUCUUAAAAGUCCAGAGCCGAGCUUAAGGGGUGAUGGGAGUAGGGGUCGUCCGGCUAGAGGCCUACUCUAGCACACGUGUUUCCGCCGCGUACGCGUACACGCAAGUUCCCGGGUAACGUGUUCCCGCGUCCCUCGCAGGCCCCCCCAUCUGACGGUGGGGCUACCAGCCAGCCCCGCCCCGGGGUAGGCGUGCUUGGAAACUCGGACCCUGGUGCGCAGGCUGGUUGUGCAGACUUAAGUGUGAGCAGGUGUGACAGCCAUCGCUCUCAGUGUCACGGGCCACUCACACGCAUGACCCUGCCUGUGCACACGCGCGUCUUCGUGCGCUCCCCGGGAGUGCACAGGGGCACUUUGCAAUCCAGGGAAAGGGUGGGGUACAUUUGCAAGCGUGUUCGGUUGGGCGCAGGCUCGCACUGCACCUGGGGGACUUGGGUUGAGCUCUUUCCCUAAAUAAAAACCCGUUGGAAAAAGACCCCAAAAAGUGAGAUGAUGCAAAAAAAAAACCCCAAUCAAAUAAACUGAACCGCGCUCUCGGGCGCGUCUGCGCACGGCA
Camelus dromedarius (Arabian camel) is the source of this 1419-nucleotide messenger RNA. It is a transcript of the gene PRRG2, whose product is annotated as proline rich and Gla domain 2. Gene Ontology annotation, cellular component: plasma membrane; extracellular region. The record is from RefSeq and is a predicted model, not a curated record. NCBI's taxonomy places the organism in Eukaryota, Metazoa, Chordata, Mammalia, Artiodactyla, Camelidae. The transcript is spliced from 8 exons. Gene Ontology annotation, molecular function: calcium ion binding. The coding region runs from base 192 to 794 and encodes 200 amino acids.